Messenger RNA from Trichosporon asahii var. asahii CBS 2479, 1473 nucleotides. RefSeq lists its product as uncharacterized. The record is from RefSeq and is a predicted model, not a curated record. The transcript has a single exon. Gene Ontology annotation, molecular function: metal ion binding. NCBI's taxonomy places the organism in Eukaryota, Fungi, Basidiomycota, Tremellomycetes, Trichosporonales, Trichosporonaceae. The coding region runs from base 1 to 1473 and encodes 490 amino acids.
AUGCGCCGUCAGGCGUCGACGAACAGCGUCGGCGGCAUUCCUCCCCCGAGCAUUCCCAACAUUGCCGUGCCGCCCGCCAACCUCGCCUUCAUUGACCAGAGCUUCCCCUCUCCGCUUCGUCCCACCCCGCCCCGCCACAUGAGCCCGCACCCCGACCCGGUCCCCAGCCCGAACCCGGCCGCAGCCGUCAGCCACCACCUCCAGUCGCUGACAAGCCUGCUGAACCCUCUGCUGUCGGCCAGCGAUGACGUCGCCCGCCUUCGCGCCGAGGUCGACAUGUGGCGUGCCGAGUGGCAGCGGUGCGACCGCGAGCGUCGCCGCCUCGAGACGCUCGUGAGCGUUGGCGAUGCCGGACCCGUGUUCACCGCUGUGCUGAUCGACGGCGACAGCCUCGUGUUCGACGACGCUUACAUCCGCAAGGGCUACGCAGGCGGUCAACAGGCCGCUCGUGCUCUGCAGGCGGCGGCUGCCGGCGAGGGCGAGGGGGCCAUGCUCGUGCACGUAUUCGUGAACAAGAGUGGCCUCGGUCAUGCUCUCGUUAAGGCUGGGACUUGCAGCUGGGCCGUCUACGAGGCGUUCUGGCAGGGUUUCGCUGCCGCCGAUCCGUUGUGGACGGUCUGUGACGCUGGACACUCCCAGGAUGCCGUCGACGCCAAGAUCGCGGCUCACCUCCGCCUCCUGGCUCAGAACAGGCAGUGUGUCUCCGUCGUCCUCGGCGCUGAAGUUGCGGACACUUCGUCCAAGGUCGUUCCCCUGCGCGCCUCGCCCGGUGGCAGGGCGAUCUACGUUCCGGACCUGUUCCGUACGACGCGGCUCUCGAUCCCCUCGUCGCCGGUUCAGGUCGGUCCCCCGCCUGUGCCUGGAGAGGGCGACUCGGAUCCCGAUGUCGGGGAGGAGUACCAAGGCCGCGCGGAGAGCGACGAGGACUGGGACGAGCGCAAGAAGGGAGCCCCGGGCAAGAAGUACAAGCCCGCCCAGCGUGCAGCCUCGGUGCCGACUGUGCGCAACCUGAAGCCUCGCCCGUGCCACACGUUCUACCUCUCGCCUUGGGGAUGCAAGAACGGCGACGGCUGCGAGUACGCGCACCACUAUAAGCUGAACGAGGAGCAGACGGAGGAGCUCGCUCGCCUCGCCAAGGAGAUCAUCUGUCCUUAUGUCCGCUCCAAGCGCUGUCACUUCAGCGAAGACGAGUGCGUGUACGGCCACCGCUGUCCGCGUGGGGAGCGGUGCACCUUUGGCGACACUUGUCGCUUCAAGGACCUCCCUAAUGGACACGGCGAGGACAGCCCCGCCCCCACCCCCGCUGCCACUCGUCCCUCCACGCCCGCUCCUGCUGUUGCCGAGUCGCAGCCGGCCUCUCCCUCCAUCUCGACCGCGAACGCACCCGCCGGCCCGGUUCCUACCCAGGCUCAGGCUGCUCAGGCUGCUCAGACGCAGGCGCAGGCACAGGCCGCGACCCCCGCCGCUGCGUAA